CAACACUGUAAAUUAUGUUAAUUGUAGUUGUUAUCAAUUUUUGGUGAUAUACUGGUGUUUACACGUGAAAAUUAUUGUGUAUUUAUAAGUUGCAAUCAUUUAUAUAAAAAAUCAAUUAUUUAAUCUCUUUCGGUACAUUUUGAUCAUGAACGCAUUUAUCCACUGUGGUAGAGACAUAAAAAAAGACUGAAUACAAUGUUAAAAUCGUCUGUCCAGCAUAAGAUUCUAAAUUAUUUACCCGACGAUAGACCGAUUACUGCAAUACAAAUCAUAGAAAAUUUAGACAAGUGUCCUAGAGGGUUUUUUGCUAUCAAUAAAACCUACGAUCAAGACUCUGAUGCUGACUUAAGAGAGAGCUCAAUUUUUAAGAGUAGUUCCGCACGAUAUCUAUGCUUAUCGAAAACUGAAGGUUUGCCAAAUUUUGUGGUUCAAGAAAUUCUAGUUCUUGGCGACAAGGCAAAUCCCCCAAAAGGUUUUAGCCUAUUGAACAAAACUGCCGACAGUGAACAAAAAGCUUGGAAAAAGAAACAAAUUUGUUAUAGAUUAGUGAAUAGAAAAGACAUAAAGACUGCUGUUACAGACAUUAUUAUUUGUAGUAGAUUGAAAAAGGCGCCGUCUGGAUUUUCAUUUGCAGGCGAAUUAAACGGAGUGACACUUUGCUACAAGAUGGGCAACGUUCAAGAUUCGCAAGCGAACUCAAACGACCAAUUUCCCCCGGAACGACCGCCAAAGCCAAACGUAAUACCUACAGGAGCGCCCGUUUAUCCACCGUUAGGUAACACAGAUCACGAUUAUGAAAUUUUACGUCCGGGAGCGUAUCCUUCAGUUCUUCCAGGAGGACCUGGAGGACCUACCAGACCUGCCCCUAAACCUCCAGCUCCCGUACAACAUCAGAAUUCGACACACACAAUGAAUGGUCCUUCUCACAUGGGUCUCGAUGGGGUACCGUUUAUAGUUAAUCCCAAAUUUUUGACUACGAGUAACCAAGAUAGGGUGCAGUUUCCUAGAAUAAAGGCGCGAACGAUGCAGCAACUUAUCAAAGAUUAUAACUACCCGUUCACAGUGGAAAGACAAACUUAGAAUAUGCACUGACCCAGUCUCUAAAUCGCUAAAAGAGAGGAACUGAAUUUUGGGAAUUUCCUAGUUUAUUAUAGAAUGGAUAUAGAGAAUCAAAAAUCUAUAGAGAUCUAUAUUUUAUUUUGAGAUUUAACUAGUUCGGUUUAGCCAAUAGUUUUUAUGGAUACGUGUCUAGAGAUUAAGUAUAUUCGUUAUUGUUUGUAGAUAAAAACAUUAACAAUAGAUUCAAUUAGGGUGUGCCAGGUACUGUCAUAGUCAUGUGCCAAGUUGGUGAUGGUUGAAAUCACACAUCAAGCUAAUAAACGCCAAAAAUGCCCAGUUUUCUUGAAUCUCCUUUUUGAUUUAGUCAAGUCAUAUCGUUGAAUAAUUCUUUUUAAGACAUUUUAUCAAUGACGUCACGCCGGCCACGUGUAUGACAUACGUAAAAUCGCAAAAAACUUGCCUAUACCUUGCGUCAAUUUUAAACUGGUAUAUGUGAUUCUAGUUUGAAUAUUUUAUUAAAACUUCUUCCGGAUAUUGAAGGCAACCAACAACUGUAUUAAAAGCCACUGAAACAUUUGAUGAUAGAACAGGAAUCUCACAAAAAGCUACAAUUGAAGAAAACUUCUCAAUAAAAGUCGCGCUGACUAAAUAAAAGAAAUUUAUGUUAAGUUGACCUAAUCGUUCCGUUCCUUGCUAGGAUCUGAUUACGAGUUAUUGACUGCGGAGAACCGAUCUACAAUCCGUCUGUAAAAUCAGCAAAUAUCCAUCUUUGAAGAUAUUCAGUUAACUGUAUAACAAAUUUACUAUGUAUUCGCUGUUGCAUUAGAUUUGCCUACUUGCUCGCUAGGUGCCAUCUCGAUCGUGAUAACAGAGCGAGCUAGGAAGUGAUAGUGCCAUUUUAAUAAAGUGCCUACGCCUUUCUAAUGUAACUAAUCUAAAUUUGUUGAGGAAUUGUUCAAUAUCAAUUAAGAGGAACAAUUGCAAACUAUCGUAAUUCACGCCAAACUAUGUGUCCUUAAUCUACUUUUGUUAUGAAUCGGUGUCAAAUAUAAAUUCUAAAUGGUCACUGGUGUUCUGUGUCACUAGAACCACAAUCAGCACGACUGACCACAGAAUUUGAAUCGAUUAUUGAAUAGAAUAAAUUUUUACUAGCAUAUCAUUAAAAUAUACCGAAUUUUUACAUUUAACAUUUAUAGAUGCAACGAUUACACAUCUUUAUAUUUGAACAACAUCGCC
This is a messenger RNA of Diabrotica balteata, 2295 nucleotides long. Lineage: Eukaryota; Metazoa; Arthropoda; Insecta; Coleoptera; Chrysomelidae. The record is from the annotation of a GenBank genome assembly.